AUGCGACCUACAAACCGGCGGAGGUGCAUGGGCUGGGGGGAUCGCGUGGGCAGGGAUCGCGUGGGCAGGGGGGAUCGCGUGGGCAGGCGAAAGCACCUGGCUCACCUCCGCCUCUCUCACGCUCCGCCUCUCUCACGCUUCGCCUCUCUCACACUCCGCCUCUCUCACCCUCCGCCUCUCUCACCCUCCGCCUCUCUCACCCUCCGCCUCUCUCACCCUCCGCUUCUCUCACCCUCCACCUCUCUCAUCCUCAGCCUCUCUCAUCCUCCGCUUCUCUCACCCUCCGCCUCUCUCACCCUCCGCCUCUCUCACCCUCCGCCUCUCUCACCCUCCGCUUCUCUCACCCUCCGCUUCUCUCACCCUCCGCCUCUCUCACCUGCGCCUCUCUCACCCUCCGCUUCUCUCACCCUCCGCUUCUCUCAUCCUCCGCCUCUCUCAUCCUCCGCCUCUCUCAUCCUCCGCCUCUCUCAUCCUCCGCUUCUCUCACCCUCCGCCUCUCUCACCCUCCGCUUCUCUCACCCUCCGCCUCUCUCACCCUCCGCCUCUCUCACCCUCCGCCUCUCUCACCCUCCGCUCUCUCACCCUCCGCUUCUCUCACCCUCCGCUUCUCUCACCCUCCGCCUCUCUCACCUGCGCCUCUCUCACCCUCCGCUUCUCUCACCCUCCGCCUCUCUCAUCCUCCGCUUCUCUCACCCUCCGCCUCUCUCACCCUCCGCCUCUCUCACCCUCCGCCUCUCUCACCCUCCGCCUCUCUCAUGGGGAGAUGCAUCGACAGGGGGAUGCAUCGACAGGGUAGAUGCGUCGUCCUCCCUCCCUUUCUCCCGUCCCCUUCCUGCCAUUCUCCCAUCUCCUCAUCCUCUCUCGAUCCUGUCCCCCUUCCCCUUCCCAUCUCCCACCCUCCUACUCCCUUCCUCUCAUCCUCCCAUCCUCCCUUUUUUUCCUUCCUCCCUCCCUUCCACCCAUCUACCCAACGUCGUCCUCUCCCACCCCCUUCCUUUCUUCAUCUAUUCCCUCUCCCAAUUCUCUGGCUCAGUGCCUUUCCCCGCUCUCUCCCCCCUUACAACCACUCUUCAUCUCCCCCCCCCUUCCGCCCUUCCUCUGUGUCCCCCUUGCUCAUUUUCUCCCUCCGUGCAUUCCUUGUUCCCUACCGCUGUUGCCCUUCCAUUGUCAUUGUUUUGUAUCCUUCCCCGCCACUUCAACUUUGACACAUCCGAGUUGUGGUUCGUGUGUGUGCAGGUCUGCCAUGCAUCCAGUUGUGAUGUGUUUGUUGUUUGA
Molecule: messenger RNA, 1275 nt
Organism: Closterium sp. Naga37s-1
Lineage: Eukaryota; Viridiplantae; Streptophyta; Zygnematophyceae; Desmidiales; Closteriaceae
Source: the annotation of a GenBank genome assembly